AUGGUCGAAAAUCAAGUAGUGGCUGAAGAACGAAGAACUUUAAGGGAGCUUUCUGCACCGAAUUUAAAUCAACAACCGCUUUGUAUUCAACAUCCUGCCUUAGAGGUUGGUUUUGAAUUAAGGUCGGGUUUGAUUCAACUACUCCCAACAUUUCGUGGUCUUGAAAAUGAAGAUCCGCAUAAGCACCUAAAGGAGUUCCACGUGGUGUGUUCGAGCUUCAAACCGCAAAGAGUGACGGAAGAUCAAAUCAAACUACGUGCUUUCCCAUUUUCAUUAGCCGAUAGAGCAAAGGAUUGGUUAUUUUACCUUCCUUCAGGCUCAAUAAACACAUGGGAUGAAAUGGUAAGAUUAUUUCUUGAAAAGUUUUUCCCAGCAUCACGAGCUGCCAGCAUUAGAAGGGAAAUAUGUGGCAUCAAACAAAGAGACACAGAGACUCUCCACGAGUACUGGGAACGUUUCAAGCAAUUGUGUGCAAGUUGCCCUCAACAUGGAGUUUCUGAACAGCUCCUCAUUCAAUACUUUUAUGAGGGAUUGCUUCCCAUGGAAAGAAAGAUGAUGGAUGCAGCUAGUGGAGGCGCUAUAGUGAACAAAACUCCUCGUGAAGCUAGAGAUUUGAUAUCCAUAAUGGCUGCCAAUUCACAACAAUUUGGAUGUAGACAGGACACCCCUUCUAGAAGGGUGAAUGAGGUAAACAUUUCUUCUCUUGAGAAUAAAGUAUCUCACUUAACUACUCUUGUUCAACAGUUAGCUAAUAAAGUAUCUCACUUAACUACUCUUGUUCAACAGUUAGCUUUAGGAGGUACGCAUCAGGUAAAAGCUUGUGGGAUAUGUGCUGCUACUGGACACCAAACUGACAUGUGUCCGACACUUCAAUAUGAUUCUUGUGAGCAAACUGACAUGUGUCCGACACUUCAAUAUGAUUCUUGUGAGCAAGCUAACGCAAUUGGAGGGUUUCCAGGCCAACCACAACGAAAUUAUGAUCCCUAUUCAAAUACGUACAAUCCAGGAUGGAGGGAUCAUCCAAAUUUCAGCUACAAGCCACGUCCACAGUUUCCACAGUUUCAGCCUAGACAACCUAUUCAACAACAAUCUUCAUCUUCACAACAACCAUCUUCUAAUUCAAGUAUGUCAUUGGAGGAUAUUGUUAAGUCACUUGCCAUUAACACACAACAAUUUCAGCAACAAACACAACAAUUUCAGCAAGAAACAAGAACAAGUAUUCAACACUUAGAAAGUCAGAUGAGCCAGCUAGCAUCUACCGUGAGUAGAUUGGAGUCUCAAGGAAAGUUGCCCUCACAAACUAUUGUUAAUCCAAAGCAAAAUGUGAGUGCAAUUACCCUGAGGAGUGGAAAAGAGCUGCCAGAACAUACUCAAGUGAGAAAAACACCCAACCGAGAGGAAACUGAAAAAGAAGUCCAUCAACCUCAAAAUGGUCAAAAGCCUGACAAAGAACAUCCAAAGUCUUGGGUAAUCCCUCCUCCUUUUCCUAGUAGGUUCGCCAAAUCCAAGAACGCUGAAGACGAAAAAGAAAUACUUGAGACAUUUCGAAAGGUCGAGGUAAAUAUUCCUUUACUUGAUGCUAUUAAACAAAUUCCUCGAUAUGCUAAGUUUCUCAAGGAGUUGUGCACAAACAAAAGAAAGUUGAAAGGCAAUGAAAUGGUAAACAUGGGGGAAAAUGUUUCAGCUAUCCUUCAGAAAAAGUUGCCUCCUAAAUGCAAAGAUCCUGGUAUGUUUACUAUCCCUUGCAAAAUUGGAAAUGUUAAUGUUGAAAGCGCAAUGUUAGAUCUUGGAGCUUCAAUAAAUGUCAUGCCCCUAUCUGUUUAUUCAUCUUUAAAUGUUGGCUCCUUAAAAGAAACUGGUGUAAUUGUUCAACUUGCUGAUAGAUCUAAUGUUUAUCCUGUGGGGGUUUUAGAAGAUAUUUUAGUACAAGUUGAUGGGUUAAUCUUUCCUGCUGAUUUUUAUGUGUUAGAUAUGGAAGAAAAUCCUCCUAAUUCUUCAUUGAUCUUAUUAGGGAGGCCAUUUUUGAAAACAUCUAAAACUAAAAUUGAUGUGCAUGAUUGUAUAUUGACAAUGGAGUUUGAUGGUGACAUUGUUAAAUUUGAUAUAUUUAAUACUACCAUGAAACAUCUAAAUAGCAUGUCAUCUGUUUUUGUUGUGGAUAUUUUAUUGCAAGAAGAUAAUUGUUAUUUGAUUGAUGGUGAUAAACCGAAUGUUGCGUUGAAUAGAAAUCCUGACUUUGAAGAUGUGAAUACAUACAGAUUGAUUGAGGCGUUUGUGUAUGAUGGAAAUGGCGUUUUUCGUGUUAGCUUAAUCCAGGCUUACUGUAUGUACUGA
This is a messenger RNA of Ipomoea triloba (trilobed morning glory), 2334 nucleotides long. RefSeq lists its product as uncharacterized. The record is from RefSeq and is a predicted model, not a curated record. NCBI's taxonomy places the organism in Eukaryota, Viridiplantae, Streptophyta, Magnoliopsida, Solanales, Convolvulaceae. The transcript is spliced from 2 exons. Bases 1 to 2334 code for a protein of 777 amino acids.